This is a messenger RNA of Lecanosticta acicola, 1599 nucleotides long. The record is from the annotation of a GenBank genome assembly. Lineage: Eukaryota; Fungi; Ascomycota; Dothideomycetes; Mycosphaerellales; Mycosphaerellaceae.
AUGGACAUUCCGAGAACAUUGUCAGACGCGCGUGCUGCUUUCUGGCGGGCAGAAUUCCAGGACGACGAUCGAAAUACCCUGAAUGCUGAGCUGGCAGCCAAUGUCCAACGCGAGCUUCGAUUCCCCAAUUUUCAAUCCAACGAGGACGACACCGACUCCAUAUUCGAAGAGGACCAACAACCCGACUACCCAGUAGAGCGCCGCCAAAGCUAUUACCGCCGCAGCGGCCCGUAUCCAGACCCUCCCGAGCGUGGCUACAUGCAGCGCUCCAGUGCUUUCUCUAUAGAUUCCACAGUCGAAGAGGUGUCCAUCCCAGAGUGGUACCCAAGAGGCGAUGCAACCGUAACGUAUCCCAGCUCCGAUGGUGAAAUGGAGUCAAUCUCAGGUCUGAGUCCGUGGAUCAUUGAGGAGAGGUGCCCGCUGCUCGCACAGGCUUUCGAGCCUUCCAGGAACGGACCACGCCUGCAUUUGGAGGCCUUGGACUCGGUCACUGCCAUGCCGUUCUUGCGAUACCUCCACACCGGCUCCUACGCGCUUGAUUGCGCUGGCGGAGAUUUGUACGAGGACGUUCCUACUUCGCUACUAUUGCACUGCCAACUGUAUCGUCUGGGCGACAUUUACGACAUACCGGACCUGAAGCAGCAAGCCAAUGUGAAUGUCACACGUCAGUGUGAAUUCGGGUGCUGCUCUGCGGACAAGCCUAUCGACCUCUGUUACGCGAUCAGGUUCCUGUAUAAGCACCUACCAGAACAUAGCGGUCUGAUUGAGACUGUGAUCUGCUACUGCGUAAGCUGUUUCUUGCGCCAUGAUCUUGCCAACGACUUUGAGUUCCGUAGGUUAGCUUACAGCCUGAGACCUUUCCACCAAGACCUGGCCAAGGAGAGCAUGAAGAGGGAGUUCGAAGACGGCAGUGAGUGACCUCCCGCCAAAAUGAUCCAAGAUGAACGCUGACUUCUCUCUGCCACAGCCGCCGCUGCGAUCAUUCGAAUGCCCUUCAAGGCAUACAUACCAGAAACCUAUGCGUCUCGCGAAGAUAUAGACCCAAAACGCCUCCGGGAUGUGGUAUAUCACUUCCACGGCUGCGAAGACUUUGAGGGCGGGUCGAAGGAGAGGAAGCGGCCAGAGAUGGUCUCUCACGGGUCCAGAGCUGGAGGGCUCCUGCUGGCGUUGCGUACAAAGGCCCAAGACACAUUUGGAGGACUUACGCGGCAAGUUCCCGAAGAAGAGGAGGGCGUGCCGGAGACCAGCAAGAUGAUGGCUGCCGCUAGCGAAGAGAAGUCGGUCGAAGGAGAGGUGUCAGUCCAUGAAGACUCGAGCGAAGAUGGACAGCCGGUUGCGAUCGAGGAACAUCCAUCUGAUGCGGAAUAUGAGGUGGUUUCUGCACCUACUGAACACCAGCUUAGCGUGGAAAGCGAUUCGGAGACGGAAGGCCUUGUCGCUAUACGCCCGAUAUCACCGGCACUGCCCGAUUCUGUCUCGAAGGGCCCAGAGCGAGCGAUGCCGAUUCGACAACGCGAAAGUAGAAGAGGGCUCUUCGUAACCAACCCUGGACCAAACGGCAGCGACAGCGACAGCGACUCUGAAUGGACUGUAGUCUAG